Lemur catta (Ring-tailed lemur) is the source of this 861-nucleotide messenger RNA. RefSeq lists its product as uncharacterized. The transcript has 2 exons. Bases 227 to 844 code for a protein of 205 amino acids. The record is from RefSeq and is a predicted model, not a curated record. Lineage: Eukaryota; Metazoa; Chordata; Mammalia; Primates; Lemuridae.
GCCCCGAGUGCUUCACCUGCUCCACUUGCCAGUCCCCGGCUGCCCCUCGCCCUGUCACCAUAAUCCCUUCCAGCUUUAUCCUUAAGAUUCAGCCGGAGCCUCCCGACCCACGGAAUGUCCCCACUUUCGUUGCUUCUUGGCCACUUUCCCCUCGCACCUGCCCGCGCCCCCCACCCUUCCUCUGCCCUCACUUGUCCCUCCACGGUCCAGUCCUCCAACCCCCGCGAUGAUCGCCAUCUCGCAUGCUCCCAUCUCCGGGCUGAGCCCCGUGCCCGUCCUUCUAAGCUCGCUAGAACCGUCUCUCACCUGCGCGGCUCCCGCGACCCACCCUCGGGUCACUCCCGGGCUGCCGGCGGGUGGCAGAAGGGCGGCUGCGUGUGGGAAGACGUGGUCUCCACACCCUGGCGGGGCUCGAGCGCGGAGAGGUGAUUGGAAGUGGUGGUGGCAGUUGGAUGAGGGGAACACCCCUGCCAGACGCCGAGAUGCAGGAAGAGUUCUUGAGGUGGCUCAAGAACUUUGCAAAGUGCAAACACAGCGCGCGCCACCGCCCGGGCCAGCCUGUCCAGGCGCCUGGCUGGGACUCGGCGGGGACUGUCCCCAGGACUGCGGGCCCAUUCCUCAGCGGUGCCAAGCGAGAGGAGUGCCCCGAAGUGGAGAGAGGGCUGGGGCAGGGCAAGCAGUCGGAGUAUUUGGAGUGGGAGACAGAGGAGCAGCCACUCCACGCGCGCGCAGGGCCCGGCGCGCCCCGCCAGAGCCUACCUCGGAGUCUACGUAUUUGCCCCCAGACAUGCUGGCCCGUGGCUGGAUGAAGGCUUGGAGGAGGUUUCCCUGGGCUGUGAUUUAAGGGAACUGAGGAAGGAA